Ictalurus furcatus (blue catfish) is the source of this 3987-nucleotide messenger RNA. It is a transcript of the gene pals1a, whose product is annotated as protein associated with LIN7 1, MAGUK p55 family member a. Bases 422 to 2533 code for a protein of 703 amino acids. The record is from RefSeq and is a predicted model, not a curated record. Gene Ontology annotation, biological process: generation of neurons; protein localization to plasma membrane; morphogenesis of an epithelial sheet. Gene Ontology annotation, cellular component: adherens junction; plasma membrane. NCBI's taxonomy places the organism in Eukaryota, Metazoa, Chordata, Actinopteri, Siluriformes, Ictaluridae. Gene Ontology annotation, molecular function: protein binding. The transcript is spliced from 15 exons.
AGCAAGGGCAGAACAUGGUUUGGGACGGAACCGGAGGUGGCACUGUAGAGCCACUUCAGUGUGAACUCCUUCAAACUCGCGUUACCACAAUAUGUCGUGAUCGCAUCGGAUAAUCUUACAUUGUGAAGAAUUGGAACACUGGAAUAUUCCGUACCUAAAGCUGAAGAGUCACAAUUCUUAAUCAAGAGACUUUCUCACUCCUGUCCUUCCUGGUACUCCGUGGUACUUGCUGAGAUGAUGAAGGCAUUGGAAUCUGGAGUUUUUGGUGCGUAAGCCAGAAGAGCUGGAAUGUUAAGCAGGCGCUUUGGAGAAGAUAACAAUCCUGGUCUGUUUCUCUUCUAAAACAGCAGCCAUACAAGUGCAAGCUUGAUAGGUGGAGCAAACACUCUGACCAGGCUGUCAUGGCCUCAGGUUUCCAAUCAUGCAGAACUUGUCCCUCAUAAGCCUUGCAUCUCUCGCACACACCUUUCCACGUGAACCUCACGCCUGCAUUAUGACCACCUCCCACAUGAAUGGCCAUGUAAGUGAGUCAGAAGACAGGGCAGCAGGCACCAGCGAAGCCCUGGACUCUUCUGGCCACUGGCACAGGGAGAUGGCUGUGGACUGCCCAGGUGAACUGGGAGCUCGCACGUUGCCUGUACGGCGCAGCGCCCAGCUGGAACGCAUUCGCCAACAGCAGGAGGACCGCAGGAGAAGAGAAGAGGAAGGUCGUAACCGUCAAGAGCUCGAUGUCAACUCCUCCAUGCGCCUCAAGAAGCUGGCACAGAACCCCAAGGUGGGCAUUGACAACCCCACCUUUGAGCCCUUGGAGGGUCCUGGCAUGUCACUAGUGCAGCUGCAGGGCUUCGGCGGGGCACCACGACUACUGGAAUUGGAGGAGUUGCUGAUGUCUCUGAAGCAGGUACAGCACUGUCUCGGUGAUGCGCAGAGUCAGGAGGACGUGGAGCUGGUGUUGCAGCUCGUUCAGAAGCCUGACUUUCAGAAGGCCUUCAACAUCCACAAUGCUGUGGCACUACACAUGAACCAGCCAAGUCCUCCCUUCCCCCUCACAGACCGUGCACAAAGCCUUGUACAUGAGGUCCAGGCCAUGCUGCACAACAGCUCACAGAAAGAGGGUCUUGACCUAAGUACUUUGCUCAAAAGUCCUCACAUGCUGGCACUUAUGCUGGCCCACGACAGUGUGGCUGAGCAGGAGAUGCAGCUAGAGCCUGUGGGUCCUCUUGAUAGCCCAUGUGAGACCCUUACACAGUGGGGUGGUGAGACUGUCAGGAUUGUACGUAUCGAGAAGGCCAAGGACAUCCCGCUGGGAGCCACGGUGAGGAAUGACAUGGAUAGUGUGAUUAUUAGUCGCAUUGUGAAAGGAGGGGCAGCAGAGCACAGUGGACUGCUCCAUGAAGGUGAUGAGAUAUUGGAGAUCAACGGGGUCGAGAUCCGUGGCAAAGAUGUCAAUGAAGUGUUUGAUAUCCUGGCAGAGAUGCACGGCACAUUGACCUUUAUUCUGAUUCCCAGCCCAAAUACUAAACCUCCUCCCAUUAAAGAGACUGUGGUGCAUGUGAAAGCACAUUUUGACUAUGACCCUUCUGAUGACCCGUACGUACCAUGCCGGGAGUUGGGUCUCUGCUUUCAGAAGGGGGACAUUUUACACAUCAUCAGCCAGGAUGACCCCAACUGGUGGCAGGCUUACAGAGAUGGAGAUGAAGAAAAUCAGCCUCUAGCCGGGCUGGUGCCAGGUAAGACUUUUCAGCAGCAAAGGGAAGCUAUGAAACAAACAAUAGAAGAAGAUAAGGAGCCUGAAAAAUCAGGGAAGCUGUGGUGUGCAAAAAAGAACAAGAAGAAGCGGAAGAAACUGCUGUAUAAUGCAAACAAGACAGAUGACUAUGACAAUGAGGAGAUUCUUACCUAUGAGGAGAUGGCACUGUACCACCAGCCAGCCAAUCGCAAGCGCCCCAUUGCUCUGAUUGGUCCUCCAAACUGUGGGCAGAAUGAGCUGAGACAGAGACUGCUGUCUAGUGAGCCUGAUCGGUUUGGAGGUGCUGUUCCUCACACCACACGGAACCGGAGGGAUGGUGAAGUGAACGGGCGUGACUACCACUUUGUGUCACGCCAGGCCUUUGAGAUGGAUUCUGCAGCAGGGAAGUUCAUUGAAUCGGGAGAGUUUGAGAAAAACCUGUAUGGCACCAGCACAGAUUCUGUGCGGCAGCUAAUCAAUAGUGGCAAAAUUUGCCUUCUUUGUCUGCACACUCAGUCUUUGAAGGUAUUGCGCAGCUCUGACCUCAAGCCCUAUAUUAUCUUCAUUGCACCACCCUCCCAGGAACGACUGCGUGCCCUCUUAGCAAAAGAUAACAAGAACCCGAAGCCUGAGGAGCUGAGGGACAUAAUCGAGAAAGCAAGGGAGAUGGAGCAGAACUUUGGCCACUUGUUUGAUGCUGCAAUUGUGAACACUGACCAGGACAAGGCUUAUCAGGAGCUGUUGCGCCUCAUCAACAAACUGGACACAGAGCCUCAGUGGGUUCCUUCAUCUUGGCUGCGCUGAGAUCACUUUUCACAGACAAGCACACACAACCCAAGAAAACCAUGCUGUGCAUGGGCUUUGUGGAGUUUAGUGGAUUGUAUGACUGGAUAAUUGAUUGUCUGCUGUGUUGGUGUUCUGUGUUCUACAUUUAACCACAAUGUGAACUCAAACUCGAACAUAACUGUUUCAGUUCUGUUGACUCACAGGCUUUAAAAUAACACCCCACGUUCUAAGCAAUGUAAGAAAUUUACCAGCAUAUGAUAGUCGCAGUAGAGUCUUAGUGCUUCUAUACAGCAUAAUUAUACAUAAUCCUGAUUAUUUAUCAUUUGAAAAUUAUGAUUUCUAAAAAGUGUCAAGGUGUGUAAUUUUAUCAUCAGAACCUUUCUGUACAGUGGACUGGGGACAGCAAUUAAAUAUUCUUGCAGACCAGGACUCUCAACUGGGCAUAAAUCUCUGCAUACAUUUUUCACCUAGAAAAUUAUCAGGAACUACUAGAAACUACUUAGUGCCACACAGUAACUUAGAAUUUAGGAAGUUCCCCUUGGACUUGUGACUAAAUAUUUCAGUCUGUCACUGACAAGUUUCUUCUUCUGAUCUGUAUGCUGCUUCCCUUGUCAUUUGCCCAUCUAAAGAGCCUGUUGUCCUUUUAUUUAGAGAGCUUCCAAAUGGCUUUUUUGACAUUCUGAUGUAUAACUAGCAUUAUACAUUAGUUUAUAUUAGUUUACCAAUUGGACAAUUGUUGCAAAAUUGCAAGGAAAGACGUGCUGGAGAUGUCAUUCCUGUGCUUAAAUUUGAAUGGCUAGUGUCUGCAAUUUUGUGAAGGACAGAUAUGGGUCAUUUACUUUUUCAAAUUACAGUGCUGAUCUACAUGAAGCAGAGGCUUUGUUUUGCAUUAAUAAGUCUUUCUUGUGAUGCACAGCUGACACUAGUGGAUAUAAGACUCAUCCCGUCUGAAGAACAAAAAGUUUCAAGCCUCCAAGCCAUGAAAAAGACUAAAUUCAAAAGUUAUAACAAGAUCCACUGCCUUCCCCAUUCCAACUUACUCAUCUUUUCAUUCUGAUAGCAAUCAAGACAAGAGUUUGUGUAAUAACAAACAAACAGCUCAUUUGUUCUAGUUUCUAUUUUUGUGUGUGUCUGUCUGUGUUGUGUGUUUUCUGUUACAGUAUUCACAUGCACUGAUUUCAGAAGUGUGACCAGUAUGGUAAAGAGUAUUUCAGAGCAAUAAAAUAAGGUUCACCUACUGAGCAUAAUACCAGCCUAGGCUUACAGUUUGUUACACUUACUUUAAAGUUAUGUCUUUUCUCUGGUUUAAACAGAUUAUCAAUUCUGUGUUGUGUACACAUUUUCAUUGCCUGCUGGGUUUCUAUGUUUGUACCUGUGAUGAGUUGGGGCUCUUAAAUCUAUGCACUUGCUCCUAAAAGUUGGCUUAUAAAACAAGAAUUCAGUCACAAAACUCAAGUGCUAUGUGGAGAAAA